Molecule: messenger RNA, 9485 nt
Organism: Mastomys coucha (southern multimammate mouse)
Lineage: Eukaryota; Metazoa; Chordata; Mammalia; Rodentia; Muridae
Gene: Ttll4
Product: tubulin tyrosine ligase like 4
Exons: 21
Coding region: 1097-4690 (1197 amino acids)
Biological process (GO): microtubule cytoskeleton organization; protein polyglutamylation
Cellular component (GO): cilium
Molecular function (GO): tubulin binding; tubulin-glutamic acid ligase activity
Source: RefSeq, a predicted model, not a curated record
UUCGCCACCUCGCCUUUCUCCGGUGAGGCCGAGGCCGCGGCCUCCUCCCGGGCCCUGUCGCGAGUCCUCCUCGGCAGCCUCCACGCGGGGAGAACUUCGUUGGCUUCUCCUCGGGCGGUCCGAGCCCUACAGCCUACUCGGUCCUGGUUUCAGCAUGUCCUCUUUCCCGCCGCGCUGCGGUUUAAAUUCUGGCUUGGGUUGAAAUCCAGGCUCUUUUCAAGGCCUGCUUUUCCCCGACCCCACUCUGAGUUAUCCAUACACUUUCCUACAUUCCAGAGUCUAUCAGAAGCUGAGAUCCUAAUUUAACUCAUGUAUCCAGCCAUAUUUUCAUUUAAUCAUUUAAACAUCGACAAGUAGGUAACGAGCGAAGCCACUAUGUAAGGUUCCUUAGGGAGGGUGAGCAAGACAAACAUGUUUUCGAGAGUUUACAGAACGAGAGAUUUUUAAUCAAGAAAACAUUUGCCAUACUGUUGUAUGUGCUAUGAUAGAAGUGAAGCGCUUAACCAAGAUUUGUUUGGAAAAAUACGUCACCCCAUUUCUAGUCUUUACAUUUCAGUUCUGAAUCUUGGAAAUGUUUUAAUCAGCAUUUGAAACCCUUCCUUUAUGGAAUCAUUUUGGAUAUUCCAAAUCUCAAUUUCAGCGCCUGUUGAUUUGGCCAAUCAGCAAUAAUCUGGAGAAACCUUUGAGAGAAGAAAUCCAUUUGCCUAGGCCUAAAGAGAUGGCUCAGUGGCUGAAAGCUUAUAACUUUAAGUGCAGAGGACCUGCCUCCACUUCCCAGCAUCCAUACUGGGUGGCUCACAACUGCCUGUAACUUCAGCUCCAGGGGCCUCCAAAGAAUACUGCAGCUGGGAGGGCUAGCACUGAAAGUGAUUAAUUGCUGAGCCCUGGAUGUGAUGAACUGCUGACUAGCGCUUGGCAGGCACUCCUGUGAGGUGCUGGCUGCUGAUGCAGCGUGGUUGGGAAGAGGAGGAGUGCCCUGGAGACUCGGGAGACUUCACACAAGCUGACGGAUUCAAGGAUGCAGCUGGUGCUAGAGGUGUGUGGCACCUUAUCUGAGCCAGGCCAUGAGGCCAUGUUGCCAUAAUGUGGGCCCCUCAUGGCCUCAGCAGGAACAGAGCACUACAGUAUUGGCCUGCGCCGAGGAAACAGCUUCAAGCAGAGACAUCCCUCAGGCACAGUGUCUGCUUCACCAUCUGAGAAACCCUCGGAGGUCAAAGUCUGGUCCCAGGCCCAUCAGCAGGUGAAGCCAAUCUGGAAGCUGGAGAGGAAGCACGUAGGCACACUAUCAGCAGGGCUGGGCACCAGUCUCUUGGGAGUCCCAUCCCAGCCAGCCUAUUUCUUUUGCCCUAGCACUUUAUGUAGCUCUGGGACCACAGCUGUCAUUGCAGGCCACAGCAAUCCCUGUUACCUGCAAUCUCUCCCUGACUUGUUCAGCAAUACUCUGCUGUACCGCCGCACCAACGUGAGGCAAAAACCAUACCAGCAACUGGAAUCUUUCUGCUUGCGUUCCAGCCCAUCGGAGAAAAGACCUUUUUCUCUCCCUCAGAAGGGUCUUCCCAUCAGUGUCACUGCCAAUAAAGCCACAUCUUCUACAGUCUUCCCCAUGGCCCAGCCCAUGGCGUCUUCACCCACUGAUCCAUACCUCUCACUGGCAGCAGCUGGGGAAAAUACUUCAAGGAAGAGCCUGUCCUCUGCCAUCUCAGGGAAGAUUGCAUCUCCACUGUCCUCCUACAAGCCCAUGCUGAACAACAACUCCUUCAUGAGGCCAAAUAGUACUAAAGUGCCCUUAUCACAAGCCACAGAUGGCUUGAAGCCAGUAUCCUCACCCAAGAUCCAGCCUGUCUCAUGGCAUCAUUCAGGGGGUACUGGAGACUGUGUACCCCAACCUGGUGAUCAUAAGGUGCCCCCAAACAUUGCUACUGUCUUAAAUGAUGUCCCUGCCCCUAUCACCCCAUCUACCCCUAGCACCCUCAACAUAACCACAGCCAGUGUUACCUCUUCCCAGUGCAGUCAGAGUAACUUUAGGAUGGAGGCACAUCCCUGUGGCCUGGAUGAGAACAUGGAUUCCCAGAGUGCUACUAAAGAGGUACACUUCACUGAGGCUGUGAGGAAGUUGGCUGCAAAAGGCUUUGAGAAGAUGCCACAACAAGGCUACCAGUUUGAACAGGCUUGUUUUGUGAAUCCCAGCUUCCAGUGGGGUCUUCUCAACAGAAGCAGGCGGUGGAAACCUCUGAUGGGCCAGCGGUUUCCCCAGGAGGAUAUUGGAUUAGACAGUGGGAUCCUUCCUGGUGCUGCAGACACCUUGGGGUUGGACAGUACAGUCUUUUGUACCAAAAGGAUCAGCAUUCACCUCCUUGCCUCACAUGUGCAUGGGCUCAAUCCCAGCCCUACCUGUGGGUCUGUAGUUGACCCCCAAGUACUUGGAGAAGACAGAACUCCUGUUCCCCCUUCUUCUUCCCUCCAGCCUCUUGGUGUAGCUGAAGUGGCCACUCGUCUUUCUUCUGUCAAUCUUGGCCAGCCUGGGAAGGAGCCUGAGGAAGCCAUGGACCUGAACUCUUGUACUAAGGGUGAUCAUUCAGCUACUGACCUCCGGCCAAACCAGGUGGAGCCUGAAGAUACAGAAGAUGAAGAUGGUUUGGAAGAUAGCUGCAGCCAUGAUGAGAAUGAAGAAGAGGAAGGAGACUCAGAGUGCUCUUCUUUAAGUGUUGUCUCCCCCAGUGAGUCGGUGGCAUUAAUAUCUCGGAACUGUGUGGACUUGAUGACCAAAUCCGUUUCCAAUCAUGAGAAAGUUGUACGGCCAGCCCUCAUCUACAGUCUCUUCCCCAAUGUAACCCCUACCAUCUAUUUUGGGACUAGGGAUGAAAGAGUGGAGAAACUUCCUUGGGAACAGAGGAGGCUGCUUCGGUGGAAGAUGAGCACAGUGACCCCCAACAUUGUCAAGCAAACCAUCGGACGGUCACACUUCAAAAUCAGCAAGAGAAAUGAUGACUGGCUGGGCUGCUGGGGUCACCACAUGAAGUCUCCUGGUUUUCGAUCCAUUAGAGAGCAUCAGAAGCUAAACCACUUCCCAGGCUCCUUCCAGAUUGGGAGGAAGGAUCGGCUAUGGCGGAACCUGUCUCGAAUGCAAAGCCGUUUUGGCAAGAAGGAGUUCAGUUUCUUUCCCCAGUCCUUUAUCCUGCCCCAGGAUUCCAAGCUCUUGCGCAAAGCCUGGGAGAGUAGCAGCCGCCAGAAGUGGAUUGUGAAGCCACCAGCAUCUGCUCGAGGAAUUGGCAUUCAGGUCAUUCACAAAUGGAGUCAACUCCCCAAGCGCAGGCCCCUCCUGGUACAGAGGUAUCUACACAAGCCCUACCUCAUUAGUGGUAGCAAAUUUGAUCUUCGGAUCUAUGUUUACGUGACUUCUUAUGAUCCUCUACGGAUUUACCUCUUUUCGGAUGGACUCGUCCGCUUUGCCAGUUGCAAGUAUUCCCCUUCCAUGAAGAGUCUUAGUAACAAGUUCAUGCACCUGACCAACUACAGUGUCAAUAAGAAGAACACAGAAUACCAGGCCAAUGCUGAUGAGACCUCAUGCCAAGGCCACAAAUGGGCAUUGAAGGCUUUGUGGAACUAUCUGAGCCAGAAAGGCAUUAAUAGUGAUGCCAUCUGGGAGAAGAUAAAGGAUGUUGUUGUCAAGACCAUCAUCUCGUCAGAGCCCUAUGUGACUAACCUACUGAAGUUAUAUGUGCGGCGCCCCUAUAGCUGUCAUGAACUCUUUGGUUUUGACAUCAUGCUGGAUGAGAACCUGAAGCCCUGGGUGUUAGAAGUCAACAUUUCCCCAAGCCUCCAUUCCAACUCUCCCCUGGACAUCAGCAUCAAAGGCCAGAUGAUCCGAGAUCUUCUGAACCUGGCAGGCUUUGUUCUGCCCAACACGGAGGAUAUCAUCUCUAGUUCCAGCAGCCCCAGCAGCUCCACCGGCUCCAGCACCAGCCUGCCAAGCUCUCCUAGAGACAAAUGUCAGAUGACCCCAGAGCACUUCACUGCACAGAAGAUGAAGAAAGCUUAUUACCUGACCCAGAAAAUUCCUGACCAGGACUUCUAUGCAUCUGUGCUGGAUGUCUUGACACCAGAUGAUGUUCGGGUUUUGGUGGAGAUGGAAGAUGAGUUUUCUCGUCGUGGUCAAUUUGAAAGAAUUUUUCCUUCCCGAAUCUCUUCUCGGUAUCUUCGGUUUUUUGAGCAGCCACGAUAUUUCAACAUUCUCACCACCCAGUGGGAACAGAAGUACCAUGGAAACAAACUCAAAGGAGUAGAUCUGCUUCGGAAUUGGUGCUACAAAGGCUUCCACACGGGCAUUGUCUCUGACUCAGCUCCACUGUGGUCUCUGCCAACAUCGCUCAUGACUGCCUCAAAGGGUGAUGGGACACCAAAUUCCGCCAGAUCAGAGUACAGCAAGGCACGAAAGAAGAGCGGCUCCGAGGGAAACAUGCUAUCCUCUGAAGAUAGGUCAACACCCAAGUCCAAGAAGAGUCAAGCUGGCCUGUCCCCCAUAUCCAGGAAGACUUUGUCCUCAAGGAGCAAUGAGAACACCAGCAAACAGUCCAAGUGCUCUACCCCGGGGUUACCUGCCCUCAAGUACUCUGGGCAGAGUUCCAGACCUUCUGCUACUUCUGCUUCCCAGUCAGUCGCUGACUCCCACCUGACUGCUGUGAGCCCAUGACUGGUCCUGCACAGGAGCACUCAGCUACCUCAAGGGAACCAGCCUGCUGACCAGCCUGAGCCUCUACCCUGCCUCCACUUUGCCCCUCAUCAGAGUAUUUUUGAAGUGGUUCUAUUGUAGAUAUGGGCAUCUGGAGGGCUGGAGGGGCGAUGGUGAUGGGAGAAAGUGAGGAAGGUUCACCCUCUGUCACCUUACUGCCUGGCUGGAACCUCAUAUCUCAGUAGAGAAGCCAGUGACAGCCAGGCAGCCUUAUAAAGCAGGGUUUGGUUUCUACACUGAGAGCCAUGUGUGAUUUAUUUGAGGCCCUGGUACAGGGCUUGAGUUGUAGCUCAAGAGGAGAAAACGUAACAGGAAUUCCUUGAAGGUCCUGAUUUCCUUAGGACCUCUAUCCCCUACUCAUCUUUGUCUUGAAGAGACAGUUUUAGAAACCUUCACACUUAUUCAAAGACAAGCAGAAGAAACCAUGACAGGCUACACCCAUUUCCUGGCCUCCUGGUCUUGGGGUGACCUCCAUACCAUAUCUCCAUUUAAGCUUCCACCCAAUGAGUAGUUCUCCAUCUUCUGUGAGUCUCCCAGGGCUCCAGUGAAGGAUCCUGAUAAUUUUAGUUGCUGCUAUGUAGAGGAGAGUGGAAUGACCUGUGUUUUCCUCAGUGCGGGGGAAGUCUUGUAGUCUCUUUUGCUUUGAGCAGGGUUUGGUGCCUUGGUGGGCGGAUUUCAGCACAGUCACUCUUAUAGGACACAUCUCUGACACUUAAUACUCAGCUGCGUCUACCUCCCCCCUGGACUCAGUCCACACUGAGCACUGAAUAAACACUGACUGAGUGAACUGUGCACGCAGAUCUCCAAGGACACUGGCCCCUGCAGCACUACUGUUCUCCCAGUGUGGGGAUGUAGAGCCCAAGGAGGCGGAGAUGGGGCUGUUUGGAUGGGAAGAGGUUUCACUAGGACCACGGUCCUUAGCCCAGCAUUCCCCAGCCUUCACUUCCCCGGGACCUGCAGUCUCCAGCUUUCACAGCAGAGGCCAUACAGAAGCCAGUUGGCCUUGUAUCUGCUAAGCAAGGUUUGCCCUUUGUACACCAAGCUGGCCAGCUCUGGCUGGCCUUGUCUUCAUUCUUCUGAGUUCUGGAAAGACGAAGACUUCUUUCCAUGUGGCUCCUGGAGUCCUUGGCCAGUUGGCAUGGAGCCCUGGAAAGAUAAGAGACCUAACUGGGUUCAAGGCCACAGAGUAGGUGGACAUGACAGUCAGUCCUAAUGCUGUGUUGACAGUUGUGAAGAAAGCUGGGUAGCAAAGUCCUAGGCAGUGCCUCCUGCUCAGUGGUAAAGGCUUCAGUCAGACCCAAGUGGGAGAGUCCAAGCUGUUGUGCAAAAUCUGUUCUGAUACCAACAGCCAACACCCUCUUGUCCUGGUUACAGUAUCCUAGUGCACAUGUGACAAAGAGGCCUGUCUUAGCUGAUUUACUCUUAAUUCCUCAGCCUGCGCCCCCCCCCCCCCAAGAGUCUCCCAUCAUAGUCAGUUUUCAACUCUGCAGCUGCAGAGAAAGGCCAGCACUGAGCAGCCCAUUAGUUGCCUGGAGUCCACCAGAGGGAGGGUCUUGGGGACCCCUUGAUGAGACACAACAGGACACUGGCAGUUCUGUUUUGUGUUCUGGGGUGACCCAGCCUUGCCUGGGACUUGUAAUCUUUGCCUCAAAAAUGCCAGAUUGUCUGGGUGUAUUGUUGUGCCCAGCUAAAUACACAGUGUUCAGUCUUGGUUACAUUUGAAGGCCAGUGGAUCUGUCUUGCUAGUGGGAGGAAAGAUAGGCCUUGUAUAUCACAUUUCAUUUUCAAGAGUGUAAUCUUAGUACAUUAUUUCACAUGCAUGUUUUAGCAUUGGCUAGUCAACAAUAGAUAGCAUUUGGCUGAAUGAGGAAUUUUUUUUUUAAGUGAUAGCUUUUGAAACUUUAAAUUUGUAAGUGUACUUGAAUACACAUUUAUCAGUGCAUCAGUUGUUUACCUAAGUCGAUAAUUUACCCAGCCUCUGGAGGAAGGCUCCCGAGACCCGGAAUGAAGCAGUCUUUUCCUGUAUAAUAGGAACAUGAGACCUACACUGCAGGGUUGUUUAGUAAGCUAAGCCAAAGUACUGGGGGUUGCAGUUUCCAGUUUGUUGGUUUAUUGUCCAUUGUUCUGUUUAAAAAAAAAAAUCUUUCCCUGAAACUGGGUGUGGUAGCUCAUGCCCUUAAUCCUAGCACUCUGGAAAGGCAGCAGUGGACUGAUAAAAUCUCUCCUUUAAAGAAGGGGAGCAGCCACAGCGCUCUCAGAAGAGGCCAGAGCAGUGUCUAGACCUGUCACCCUCCACCUAGAGCACAGUUCUCCUUAUUCCCUCGAAUCUUAUCACUCCAGCAGAAGUCUUUUGUCUGGCUUCAUCCUUACAGCAUUCCAGGAAAGGGAACAUUAAACAUAAAUGUGUGUGGAGUGAUAAUUUGGUUCUCCCAAGAGCCUUGACUGGCAAAGAAUAACAAGAAGUGUCUAGGACAAAAAUACACAGAAGACAGACCAUGAGGAUUGCUGUGUGGACCUAGCAACUACCAGGGGUUUGUGUCACUUCUUGCCCAUUGUCAGUGGCAGCUCUUUUGCUGAAAGUGACCUUAGCCAAAGAUCAUUCUUGGUGGCUUCUGUGGCAGUUUACUCCUGAGGGCCAGUGACAGGGGCUAAUCCACACAGUGAUUUCCACUUGCUUCUACUGAAUUAGGGAUAAGAUGAUAGUUAAAGGCCGCUAGGGAGCUUCCCUUGUUGGCUUCUUGUUAGUUCUGAAGGACCCCUCUGAUUACUGCUCCAACAAAUGUCGAGUUUGCUCUGGGCCUGGAAACAAUAGUUUUUAGAGAGCUGUAUCCGUUUGGAAUUUUGAUCCAAGCCUCUAGCAGUGCUUAGCCUUGAACAUUAAUCUGUAGUCCCUGGGGACCAGCAUGUGCUCAUUUGACUUUGCUCCAUCAGCUUCAGAUCAGGAAGCAUCAAGCAGUCAUAGAUUUUCCUACGCGAGUGAAUGAUCGCAGCAGGAUCAGCAGCCAUGUGACAUUCUAAGACCUAUCUGUGCUUUAGCCAUCAGAAUGGACUAAGAUUUGGAACACCAGGGACUACCACAGAAGCCAACAUUUGAAAUGUAUAUCUUAAUAAAUUUCAGUUUAGUAACCAGGGAUAUCAGUUUCUUAGAUGUAGUUAUGGGGGUUAAAUUGUGUGUAAAAUGUCUUUUAAAAAGUGCCUCACAGUGCAGACUUCAAAUAAAUCCUAAAAUAUCAAGUGAUUCCCCCAAACCAUUUUCUCAGGAGUAGCAGGAGUGGUGCCAGGCAUUGCAGUGGUCUUAGCUUAGCGGUGCUGUGGUGGCGCUGGGACAGCUCAGCAAAAGUGCUCAGGCCCGUGGAUGCCAUUGGAUAGGACCAGGCUUGUUUAGUUAGUGUUCCAAAACUGCAACUAUUUGCCUAUUGUUUACAUUGUGUUGGGUAUGGUAGUUAAUCUAGACUCCUUUUGAAAUCCACAGGAGGAUGUGUGCUGGUUAAACGUCCGCAGCAAAUGCACCUCCAUUUUACCUAAGGGAUUGAAAAAUCUGUGUGCUUUGGUAUCUGAGAAGUCGUAAAACCAAUCCCCACAGAGGCUGGAGAACUGUGCUAUGAUACUGUCUGUGGGAGAUUUGAGCUGAAGAUUUGAUCAAGAUAAUUAGCUUAAGAGUUAGAGGGGCACAAGUAAAACUUAACAAUAACUGACCCAACAACUGGAAUGCCAGUGUCUAGAAAAGCAGAGCCAUUGGUAGGAAUGCAUGUAUUGCUGGCAAGGGUGCACGGAUCCAUUGAUAGUUUGGUAGUUUCUUAAAAAGUAGAACAGCCCAUGUGGGCAGCAGUCAGUGAAAGAACAAAUUAGUUAGUAGAUACUGUCUAGACAUUUGAAAGGAAAAACCAGUGCCACAACUGGAAUGAUCUCUAUAUACUGUGCUGAGUGAAAGAAGCAAGCCUAUAUGCAGAUUCCAGUCUAGAAACAAAGCUCACAGAAGGCAGGGAUUCCUGGGGGACUAUUGCUGGAGGGAACAGGGGAUUGACUGUAAAGAGGCACAUGGGAAUAUUUUCUGUCUUAAUUGUGGUUGUGGUAACUGUAUAUAGUUGGCCGACCUCAAAAUUGUCCUGUUGAAAUGAGUAUUAUACAUAAGUUUUAUAAAUAAAGCUGAUUUUCUUUAACUUUUUUUUUUCAGUGUUGGGAUCUAAUUCAGGGUCUCAAACAGCACUAGGCAAGUGUUGUACUGCUGAGCUAUUACUCCCUGCCCCAAAUCUGAUUAAGGAAUCACACACACACACACACAACACACACACACACACACAGAGCCAUUACCACUUUGUUGAGAUGUAGAAAUUAAAGGCCAUGGUCACAAUGAGGCAAUGGAGUACAGUUAAGAUUGAAAGGCAGCUGUGACCAAUUGGACAAAUCAAAGCCAUUGCAAUGAUUUGUGUGAGCAUAAGAUGUUGGUCACAAUUGAGCCCUUGCAGCUAUGUAUAAAGAGCCCAAUGACCUGUGACCCAAAACAUUGAGAGAAACCAGAUUAUAGGAUGACAUAGUGUUUAGUUAGCUGUCAUCCAGAAGGACACUCAGCUACCUGCUGAAGUCAGCAGUGGUUGCCAAGGAGGAGCCUUGUGGGGUGACAACAACCUUGGCUGUUGGUUUUGUGGUUAACAUGAUUGUUAAAACACUGAACUGUGCAUGUUAAGACCUGUGCAUUUGUAGACAGCGUUUUAUCAUUGAAGUGAAGUUGAUGUGUUAAAUUAGCAUUUUAAGUGAA